GCAGAAGCAGAGCAGCAGGUUGGUGAAAGCUCCGGUAGUUUGAUACCAGCUCGCUGCCACCGGAACCCCGGAGUCCCGCCUUAGGCCGGUCCGUCCCGGUUUGUCCCGGUUUGUCUCGGUGUCCCAGUUUGUCCCAGUCUCUCCCAGUGUGUCCCAGUCUGUCCCGGUUUGUCCCGCUGCCGGCCGGAAUGCCUCUGCAUCUCCUGCUGUUCCUGGACUGACGUCCCUCCAUCAUGGCUGAGAUCAGAUGCAGAAAGUCUGCGGCUCUGGAGGGAGAAGCUGCAGAGAGCAGGAGUGAGCCUGCAGAGGAAGAGGAGUCCAGAGGUGAUGACGGUGGUGAGGAGGAGACAGUCCAGCAGGCAUCCAAUCAGAAAUCUGCUGCAGCCGGCUGGCUGCAGUCUGUGCUCAGGAUGUUCUUCGGGGCGAUGGCAGCAGUGGCCUGCGGGAUGCUGUACGCCGGGUACCUGUCUGGGUUCCACGACAGGAAGUUCUGGUUUUCCAGCAGGCAGGAGCUGGAGCGGGAAGCGUCGUUCCCGGGCGGCAGCGGCCUCUACUACCAUUACUACAAGCGCCUGCUGGCGGCGCCGUCCUUCAGCUCAGAGUUCUACGAACUGACGGCGGACAACGCCACUGUGUCGGGGCGCACCAUCAACGCCGUGGAGAGGCUGUUCCUCUACCCAGAACUCAUCACCAGCUUCCUCUACCGGGUCACGGGCAGCCAGAACCGGGUGGAGCCCGUCUCCUUCUACCUGGGCUCCGUGUUCGUCCUGCAGGCCGUCUGCGUCUCGGCGCUGUUCGUGUGCAGCUGGGCCCUGAGCGGUACCUGCGUGGCCGGCAUGCUGGCCGUGUCCUGGUUCGUAAUCAACAGGCAGGAUGCCAGCAGAGUGGACCAGGGCGUUCCUCUGAGAGAGAACUGGGCCCUGCCGUUCUUCUCCUGCCAGGUGGCGGCGCUGACCGGCUUCCUGAGCCGCAGCACCGGUUCUGCUUCCGAGAUGUUCUGCUACCUGAUGCUGAGCGCCUGCAGCUUCAGCUUCCUGCUGCUGUGGGAACUUGGACACUACUUCCUGUUUGUCCAGGGCUUCUGCCUGGUUCUGCUGGACUCACUGGACCUGGUACCGGCACGCAAGACGGCCGACGUCUGCAGGGCGUACCUGGGCUCGCUGGUUCUGGUCUACCUGGCCCAGUUCCAGAACGCCUCCCUGCUCGGCUCUCCGCUGCUCGGCCUCCUGAUUGGCUCGGUGCCAGCCAGGUACUUCCAGAGGAAGAUGAAGAUGGGUUGUCUGGGCGCCAGAGUGAUGAAGCUCCUGCUGCACAUCCACCUGGUGAUCGGCUGCGUGUUCACCUGCAGCUUUCUGGUGAAAAAGUUUUUACCGGCCAGCGGUGCCGACUUCACCCUGCAGCUCCUGCAGGCCAAGUUGGGUCUGAACUCGACGACAGAUUUUGUCAUCAACUUCCUGCUGUGCCAGGAAGCGCUGCGGGCGCCGGGCCAGGACCUCUUCCUGCGGCUGACCCAAACCUCGCUGCUGCCCUUCUAUGUCCUGGUUCUGACCGUCUGCCUGCUGUCCGCCCUGCAGGCCGCCUUCAGGAGGCUCAGCGGCCGGCCAAUCAGCAGCAGCCUCAGACUGCAGGACCGGCAAAUCGGAGAGCAACCUGCCGUCGCCUAUCACCUCCUCCACACCCUGCUGCUCGGCGUCCUGACGCUGCUGUUCGACGGGGUGAAGUAUUUGUGGACACCGUACGUCUGCAUGUUCACGGCGUUCGGCGUGUGUUCUCCUGACCUCUGGAUGACCUUAUUGAAGUGGCUCAGGCUGAAGUCCGUCCAUCCGGUCGUGUUGUCUCUGAUCCUGAGCACGGCGGUUCCAACCAUCAUCGGCUUCAGCUUGUGGAGAGAGUUCUACCCGCGGGUUCUGGCGGAGCUGGCCGACCUGCAGGAGUUCUACGACCCAGACCUGAUGGAGCUGAUCGCCUGGAUCAGGUCUCAGGCUCCGGCCGUGUUCGCCGCCAGCCCUGUUCUACUGGGAACCAUCAAGCUGUGUUCUGGUUCCGUUGUCACCAGUUUACCCGUUUACUCCAACUUGGACCUGCUGAAGAGAACCGAAGAUACCUUCCAGGUGUACGCCAUGAUGUCCGCCGAGGACGUCUACAAGCGGCUGGCGGCCAUCAGAACCGCCUACGUCAUCGUGGAGGAGUCCAUCUGCAGCGACGUCCAGCUGAGGACGGGCUGCCGGGUCAAAGACCUGCUGGACGCCGCCAACAGACAGGUGGCCCGGUCCCAGACGGACUCCUUCUCCAAGCACGGCCGCUUCUGCCAGGAGGUCAAGAUGAACUACUCCCCCUACACCAACUACUUCACCCGGGUGUUCUGGAACCGCUCGUACCACGUCUACAGGGUGAACCCCGUCAUCUCCUUCCAGUACUGACCGCUGGACGGCUCUGGACCGGUUCUGGACCGGCUCUGGACCGGCUCUGGACCGGCUCUGGACUGGCUCUGGACCGGCUCUGGACUGGCUCUGGACCGGCUCUGGACCGGCUCUGGACUGGCUCUGGACUGGCUCUGGACUGGCUCUGGACCGGCUCUGGACCGGCUCUGGACUCUGCAGUCCCAGAUGCAGUACUGCUGAUGGCCACAUGGUGGCCAGAGAGGCGCUGUGGACCACGCUCAAGUCACAGCCGGUUCUGAUUGUCUGAAGCUCUGGGUCGGUCAGGUUCUGCAGCGGGAACAUCCAGCACAGACAUGGUUCUGUGCAAAAGUUAUAGGUCAGAAUGAAAAAAGAAAUCGGACCUGAAGACGGCGAGGAACUGGACUGAGCUCCAAUGAGACUCAGGCUGAGCUGGAACGACCGGCACCACGGUGUGGAUCCUGUGUGGAUCCUGUGUGGAUCCUGUGUGGAUCCUGUGUGGAUCCUGUGUGGAUCCUUCUUCUUCCUCAUGUGAAAUCCAGCUCCAGUGAUUCUACCUGGCAGGAAUGGGAGAAUCACUCCCAUUCGUGUUUAUUUGGUUGUCAUUUUGUUUUUCCUUCCUGAACGUUUCACCCACCGUUACCGUGGUAACAACGGCAGGUGCUGAACACCUGGAGAAAUCUGAAGGAGGUUCUGGUUCUGGUCCUUGUCCCAUCAAGGUUGAAAUUAGAACUCAUUCAGGACCAAAACCCAAAGUGGCCCCUGCGGUUCUGUUUCUGAUCUUUUUUUACUCCUGUUGCUGCAGAUUUGAUCAGGAACUACUGAGAAAAAUGAAAGGAUAUUAUAAAUGACGUUAAAAAAUCCUGUUUUUUAUUUCUGUCUAUGCUUCACAAAUUCAAACAAUGAACAUUUUGUCCCUUUAAUCAGUUUAGCUGCUAAUUUUACUUUUAUUUCCAUGCAGUUUAUUGGACAGAAAACCGUUUUCUGAAUGUUUUGCCGUUUCCUGCGCUUGGCUCCACCUGCAGCGCUGCUGCUGCUGCAGAUGCUGCUGCUGCUGCAGAUGCUGCUGCUGCUGCAGGUGGAGUUUUAUAGCAAUGAUAUUUUAGGCUGCUUGUAUCAAACAGCGCCGGUGCUUCUGCCUUAGAGUGAGAUUUCAGCCGAGAAGCUUUCAGAAUUAAAUCUGAUGUGAUCACGA
Messenger RNA from Poeciliopsis prolifica (blackstripe livebearer), 3594 nucleotides. Its product is annotated as probable C-mannosyltransferase DPY19L4. The record is from RefSeq and is a predicted model, not a curated record. The coding region runs from base 234 to 2420 and encodes 728 amino acids. The transcript has 19 exons. Lineage: Eukaryota; Metazoa; Chordata; Actinopteri; Cyprinodontiformes; Poeciliidae. Gene Ontology annotation, molecular function: mannosyltransferase activity. Gene Ontology annotation, cellular component: nuclear inner membrane.